Messenger RNA from Paramecium octaurelia, 596 nucleotides. The record is from the annotation of a GenBank genome assembly. Lineage: Eukaryota; Ciliophora; Oligohymenophorea; Peniculida; Parameciidae.
AUUAAUGCUAAAUAAUAUUGGAUAUCUAGCGUAUAUAUCAACAAUGGCAGUAUUUUUGAUAGCCACUCCAUCUUCUUUCAUUAAAAAGGGAGAUUCUGAAUAAGAAUAAUCAAUAAUCAAUGUCUCUUUAUCAGGAUUACUCUAGACUGAAUUAGUAAAGAAUGAUAAUAAUUGUUAUUUAGGGAUUGAGAAUAUGCGGGUUUUAUCAUCUGAUUUUGUUGGCUGCAUUUAUCCUUAAGUAGGAGUAAUUGAAAUUCGUUUGUUUAAAUGUCUAUGCACUAUUUUUAGUAUCAACAAUAGGAAGCUUGUUUUUCGAUGGAGUUGGGUAAACACAAUCGGAAAGACUUGAAAGGUAUGGUUUAUAAAUAAAAUUAGAUUUGGAUAUUAAGCAGGAAUAUUCAGUGUUAUUGCCUAUAAUAAUUGGCCAUAAACAAAGUAGGAGAAGAAGGAUUCAAAAGUGGAGGAAGAAAAAAGUGAGGCUUAAACAACAUAGAAGGUUGAAUAGACGAAAGAAAAGGAAAAGAGCAAUGAGAAUACUUAGAAAGAUCAAAAAUAAGGGAAGAAGAAGGGCAAAGCAAAGAAUGAAUGACUCAUAU